Molecule: messenger RNA, 1587 nt
Organism: Penicillium manginii
Lineage: Eukaryota; Fungi; Ascomycota; Eurotiomycetes; Eurotiales; Aspergillaceae
Exons: 1
Coding region: 1-1587 (528 amino acids)
Source: RefSeq, a predicted model, not a curated record
AUGGACGCCUCCAAUCUGAACUGCAUUACCUGCCCUGGGCAACCCCGGUUCAGCGACGUUUCUCACUUGUUGACUCAUAUCUCCUCGAAAGGCCAUCUCGCAAACACUUUCAGACUUCAAGUCCGCAGCCACCAGGAUGAGAACGCCACUCAGCUGCUGCAGGACUAUGAGGUUUGGUUCCGCGAAAACAAUCUCGCAGCUCUUCUCUCCGAAAGAAUAGCCACCACAGACGAACGAAAGAACAAGCGCAAGUCCCAGUCAAGCCAUGACGAACCUUACCUUCAGCCACCAGCCAAACGGUCUUGUCGCGUCAAGAAACCCGCCGCCACCCCUCCCCUUCUCGCCGAACUCCCAAACUAUCUGGAUCCCCGACUCAUGGAACCUGUUCUCGUACCAGUCACACCCAAGACUACUAGUCGUCGACCCAAACGAAGCUGCAUGACCAAGACACCCCUUAACGAGGAGCAGCUAAACUCUUUGUUUCUAGACGAAGAUGACGAAGCAAACCCGAAGCGCAAUGAAGACGCCUUGACCGAAGCCGAGAAACAGCGUUCGGAUGAAAUGUCCCGGUUGAAGGGCAUUUUGUGGCCUGGAAUGGAUAUUUUCGACUCAGCAACGGGCCAGAUGCGACGCAAGCGUAACCAGAAGAAAGACGGCACCGUCGUCAGACGCAUGCAGACCACAUCCCUGAUGGUGGCACCCACGGAGCAAAUAUUUUCUCCCGAGGGCAAUCUACUGAAAGAGCGUUACAUUUCUGGCGAUGUGGAUGAAAACCAGACCCCAUUGAAAGGCGAGACACCAAUCCCCAAGCAGCGGCCGUCUCGUUCCAGGCAGAGACGACCUCUUGCCCAGAACGACCCCAACCUGCCGAUUGAACAACGCAUCAGAAAGAAGGCAGCGGUUGGCACUUCCAAGAAACGCGAACCUGUUCAGAGUGUCGCAACGCCUCGCCGUCGUCCACAGCGUCCGACAGUCAUCAAGCCCCCUUAUGCCGAAGAUGAUCCAGACUUCCAAAUCUCUCUUCAGGCCUUUGAAAAGUGUACAAAGGGACCGCGUGGCGGCUUCCGUAUCUUCGCAGACCCGGAACACGAGGCCAGGGACGCUUUCAAAGGCCACCAGCCUUCCAAGCAACAUCCGAUACAGCAAACUCUCACUCCCGCCCGGCUUAUUUUGGACCAUAGGGGAAACAUCCCGAAGAAUCCCGGACGAAAGGGUGAUGGCCGAGAUAUGCAAGAAAAGGAAAACAUCGAGCCAAUCCUAGAUCCACAUGGAUACAUGGGCAUGAGUGACUGGGACUCACCACUCGCUAAGCGAACUGGCACGAAUCAACCUAACUACCCUCCUGAAUUCUUUUUCGUUAAGGAUGAAGGGGAAGACGAGGGCAAGUGUUCAUUCCAGUGCAACCCAUUGAUUGCUCCGACCUUCAGGAGUGGGGGCAUGGGUCUCCUUGGAGAUGGCUGCUAUGACGAUUUCUCUGUAGCUGAUGCCAGCUGGAACAUGCAUCGAGCGCAAUCAUCGGAAGCGACCAUUUCGGAGGAAGAUCACCAGGAACUUGCACGGCUGUAUCUGGCUGGCGGCGCAGAUUAG